Cladocopium goreaui is the source of this 3240-nucleotide messenger RNA. NCBI's taxonomy places the organism in Eukaryota, Dinophyceae, Suessiales, Symbiodiniaceae. The record is from the annotation of a GenBank genome assembly.
AUGCCGCAAGUCGGGCGUAAGCCCAUCCGACGGGGGAGGUCGCUGGCUGAGCGAUCAGCCGCGCGGCAGGGCGUCUCGUUGCGUGGCCUAGGCAUCAGUCUCAGGACUGAGAUGCGGUAUCGGGCUGCAAUGGCGCAACUUAUCCCUGUGUUGGAACAGGCGGGCUCCUUGGAUGACCUUGAUCCUCUCUGUGAAGAAUGGGUGGAACAUCGUUGGCAGCUGGGCACACCUCUUGGAACCAUCGGGGAUGCCCUUUGUGGGGUGCAUUACUUUUGGCCACAGGUGAAAGGACUUUUGAAGGGGAGCUGGAAGCUCUAUAAAAAUUGGCGACGUAUCGAGCUCCCACAACGUGCACCCCCGUUGCCCCGCGAAGUUUGCCGUGCCAUUGUGGGGUUUUUCUUGGAACAAGAGGCUGUCGCUAUGGCUUUUUUAGUGGCUCUCGGUUUCCACGCCUUCUUGCGCACGGGCGAACUCUUGAAGCUCACCAAUGAGGACAUCAACUUCUCGCGAGGGCAUGGCGCCGUGGUGGUUCGGAAGAGCAAAAGCGGGUUGAGGUUCAAUAUGGAUGAAAGCGUGGCGCUGCAUGAUCGCAGCCUGCCGCGCCUUUGGGAGUUGUGUGUCCUUGCCGGCCAUACUCAACCCCAUCAUCCCAUUUGGACCGGAAGCGGAUCACUCUUUCGGAAACGCUUCUAUGAGGCCCUCGAAUCCCUGCAUUUAGGUCCCUUGUCCUUUCAACCCUACAGCAUCCGUCGGGGAGGAGCCACGCACGCCUUCGCUACUUCCAUGGCGCUGGACCGUGUGAUCAUCAGAGGUCGCUGGAGAUCUCUAUCUGUUGCCCGCAUCUACCUAGAAGAUGGGCAGGCUCAACUGAGCCAGAUCAAAAUGUGUCCGCGCGCCCGCUGCUUGGAGAAGCCAGACACGGCACAGAUGGUCUUGGAUGCAGCUUCUCUUUUGAGCCAGGAACAUGAGCAUCUGGAUUUGGUCUGCAGCUGGAGCUUGGCCCUUCCAGGUUCCUUCCAGAAGGCUGAGAUUCGGACCAUCCAGGAGUUUGCGCAGCGAAUGCUCGCAUCAAUGGAGGCCGCAGAAAGGGGCUGGUUCUUUGAAUCCUGGAGUGGCUCAAACGGUUCUCCAGAGCGAUCGCUACAAGCCUGCUUGGAGAGGGACUGGAUCAACUUGUCGGCCACGGAGCAAGUGAUGUAUCCGCCAGACAAUCACACACGAAGCCUGGUCUACCUUCAUGGAUUUACAUGUUCGGGCUAUGACUAUUUAAAAGAGCCGCACUAUGUCUAUCGACCCAAGCCCAAGAAGAAGAAGGCGAAAGGCAAGGCUAGCAAGGACGAGGAGGAAGAAGAAGAGUUGGAGCCCUUCCCAGGUCUGAAGGUGGUGUUCCCAACAGCUCCGAAGAGACCAAUUACUUGCUACAAGGGUGAAGUGUUGCAUGCCUGGCACGACUACAUCACAGACCACGAGGGCGACCAGGAGGAUGAGUUGAGCAUGGAAGAUCUCCAAGAAACGACGGCACGGAUCCACACCCUGCUGGAUGCCGAAGCUGCUCUCGUGGGUGGAAAGAAUGUCUUUCUGGGAGGCGCUUCUCAAGGCUGUGGCACUGCUUUACAUGCGGCGUUGACCUAUGAAGGAGAGCUGGGUGGUGUGAUUGGCACCAUGGGUCAUCUCUUAAGCUGCACACCGAUCAAAGAAAAUUGGAUUGCGAAGAAGAUACCCAUCUUUGUGUACAACGGGCUGGAGGACAGUACCAUGAAGUGGCACGAGUGGGUCAAGGCCACGUACUGCCGUUUGCAAGAUGCGAAGGCAGAUAUCCGCAUCGUCCUGGACGAAGGCGUCGAUCACGGUGAGAAUGAAGACGUCUGGAAGCGCACCGUGGUCAUGGAAAGUCUGAAGUUGUACAGCAAUCGCGAACAGUUGAUCUACAUCGGUACAGAGAUUGUGAAGGUUCGAAACCAGCAAGAACGGUUAGGCGUGCUGCAAGCUCUGAUAGACCAGGAGAUCAACAGGUAUUUGAAAGAUGAUACCCCUGUGCCUGCACAGAUGUUGGCCCCCCAUGGAUCAUCGCAGAAGCGAAGCGAUGCUGUUGCAUCCAUCCUUAGGGUGAACCGAAAUGAGGCACGGGUGUUAUCAUCGAAGCAAAGGGCGCCUUACAUGGUGUUGAUGGAGGUGGAAGACAAACCUUUGGCGGAAGAGACUAUUGCAAGACGAGGGUUGUUUGGGCGCUUCUGUGCCAGCAGAAAGUCGCCAGUUCAAGCAACCCAUCACUUUGCAGCAGUUCCGCCAAAGUUUUGGCCACCAGAAGAUUCGCCACCUGCGUCCGCACGGAAUGUGAGGGACACACGGCCCAAAGGUGCGUUUCAUGAUGAAACGUGGCCGGAGGUGGUUCAACGAGUGCGUUCUCAGAGCGAGUUUGGUCGACGGCCGAACUGGAGCAUGAUCCCGAUGAUCGUGAAAAGCAAUGCGGAUGAUGUGAGGCAAGAAGAGUUGGCAUUUCGCCUUCUCAAAUGGUUUGAACGAGUCUUCAAAAGGCAUAAUCCCAAGCUUUGGCUUCAACCUUUCCUGAUCGUUGCGACGACUCACGAUGGGGGAUUGCUGGAGGUGGUGACGAAUGCCAUCAGCAUCAGCGAGCUGAAGAAGACCUACGGAUCCAACUGGAUCUCGUUGAGAAGGUAUUUUGAGGAAUCAUUCACCGGGGAUGAUCAACCUCAUGGUUUUGGAAGGGAGAAGUCUGUCUCUUUCAAAACAGCAAAGCUCAACUUCAUCUACUCCAUGGCGGCGUACUCCGUGGUGUGCUACGUUCUGGCCAUCCGUGACCGGCACAACGGCAACAUCAUGUUAAAUGAUGAAGGACACGUCCUUCACGUGGACUUCGGUUUUAUGUUAUGUGGUGCUCCCGGCGGGAAGGCCAUGCAACACAUUGGCGGCUUCGAGCAUUCAGCGGGCUUCAAACUGACGAAUGAGCUUGUGGAAGUGCUUGGACCCACCGAUGGCAACGAGUUCCAGGUGUUCCGAUCAGCCAUCCUGGAUGGCAUGAGAGCUGUUCGCUCCCAUGCUCAGGAACUCUUGGGGUUGGUACAACUGAGCAUGCUGGGGUCGGAGAACAGCCAGAUGAACUGUUUCUGCCAUCCACGAGGCUACCCUGAGGCUGUCUUGGAGGACAUUUGCGACCGGCUUGGAUUGCUGGGAGCUUGGCUUUUUCUCCCCGGACUUGUAAGCCCCAUUGGCUUGGGAUAA